AUGGCGCCCCCAAAAAGCGAUAAAGACCCUCUCCCCUGUCCCUCGUGGAUUUUUUCUACUGGGACUAAUGUUCAUGUCGCCAAGGAUCGAUCAUGGUUCGCUGAUGAUUACACGUCGAUUGAAUCGUUUAUAGAGGGCCGGUUCGGAGAUCAACUGCCGGUCAUCGACAUAGGCACGGUCAAUCUUCCCACCAAAGUUGCCGCCAAGAAGACUGGCCUAACCUCGCAUGGAACACUUCGUUUGGAAAAUGUGCUGCAUGUCCCUAGCGCCCUCUGCAACAUUGUGGGCACUCCUAUCUUCGACCCCUUCACUUUCUCGUUUUCAUCCAGGGCAUUCACGGAUCCCGCCACUGGCCGUCAAGUGGCGUAUUGUAAGCCUGAUACAACGCUCCUGGAAAUCCGACUCGGCGGGCCCCCGGUUGGACUCCCGAAGCAACUGCGGUGGAUCAAAGGCGACUAUGGUAGCUCGGUAAAUUUCAUGCUCUCAUAUGGGCUCACGUUCUACAAAGAUGAGGACUGUGAGGAGGCCCAGGCGAUUGCCAAUGCCUUGACCAUGGACGACUCUGACGAUAGCGACGCCGACUUCACAGAUAGCGAACAUUCUUUCCAAGAGCCUGUGCUUGAGACUAACUAUCUUUUUUCCCCAAAGCAAGUUCAAUGGCUAGAGAGAAAAUACGGCUCAACACAAAAUUUCAUGGUCGUUCAAAAGCUAAAUGCCGUUUUGGGGUCAGAUUGCGAUGAUGCCCGGAUCAGAGCCAAGGCUCUAAUGGCUGAAGCUGGUCUUACCGACGAUGACAGCGACGCCUUCUGGGUAGAGGAGGAUGACACUCAAAACAACGCGACCGACCGUCUGUUUUCACCAUUAGAGCUUAGAUACGUAAGAUGCUGGUAUAUCAGCUCGAAGAACUACAUGGCUAUCUUCGGAUAUGAUGUUGCAGUUGAAGCGGAUUGCAAGAUGGGUCAAGCCUCGAUCCAGAGCGAAAUGAAGAGUGAAGUUGAGAUGGAUGGUAAAUGA
Molecule: messenger RNA, 1014 nt
Organism: Clonostachys rhizophaga
Lineage: Eukaryota; Fungi; Ascomycota; Sordariomycetes; Hypocreales; Bionectriaceae
Source: the annotation of a GenBank genome assembly